Messenger RNA from Adineta steineri, 1746 nucleotides. NCBI's taxonomy places the organism in Eukaryota, Metazoa, Rotifera, Eurotatoria, Adinetida, Adinetidae. The record is from the annotation of a GenBank genome assembly.
AUGAAUGUCGAUGAACUUUUAAGUUAUCAACCAGAAAAACCUGCAGUUUCAUCAGCGAAUGCAUCAGCAAAUAAACGAACAAAUGAUGCAUCAAUUGCAUAUACUGCUGGAUUACCUAAACGAGCUAAACGUCCAAUAUUAGAUGAUGUUCCUGUACAAUCAAAUAGUUCAUCAAUUAGUAAUGCAAAUCUUGCAUCAUUAAGUCGUGAUGAACGUGAUAGACUUUUACAAAUGCUUGAACAAGAAUCAUCAACUGAUGAACUUGAUGAAACGUCCUUGAAACGAAUGCUUUCACAACUUGAAAAACGUAUUUCAAAAAAUCAAGAAAUGCGUAUUAAAUAUCCUGAUCAUCCUGAAAAAUUUAUGGAUUCAGAAAUUGAAUUAAAUGAUGCUGUACAAGAAUUACAUGCAAUUGCAACACAAUCGGAUCUUUAUCAUGUACUUGUUAAUAUGAAUGGAAUAUCAUUAUUAAUGAGUUUAUUAACACAUGAAAAUACUGAUAUUAGUAUUGCUGUUAUUAGUCUUAUACAAGAAUUAACUGAUGUUGAUACAUUAACUGAAAGUGAACAACAAGCAACAUUUUUAAUCGAUGCACUCGCUGAACAACAAAUUGUCUCAUUAUUAGUUCAAAAUAUGGAUAGACUUGAUGAAAAUGUUAAAGAAGAAGCAGAUGGUAUUCAUAAUUCACUUGCUAUUGUAGAAAAUAUGACAGAAUUUCGACCAUCUCUAUGUGUUGAUGCAUGUAAACAAGGUUUAUUAGCAUGUUUACUUAAACGUUUAAAAAUUAAAUCUCCAUUUAAUUCAAUUCGUCUAUACUGUUCAGAAUUAAUGUCAAUUCUAUUACAAAAUCAUGAUGAAAAUAGACAAAUGCUUGGUGAAUUAGAAGGAAUUGAUAUACUUUUACAACAACUUGCUUAUUACAAACGGCAUGAUCCUCAAACAAGUGAAGAAUUUGAAUAUAUGGAAAAUUUAUUCAGUUGUUUAUGUUCAUCAAUUAUGUUUCCUUCGAAUCGACAACGAUUUCUAAAAGGUGAAGGUCCUCAUCUUAUGAAUAUUAUGUUAAAAGAAAGAAAAGCGUCACGUAAUGGUGCAUUAAAAACUUUAGAUUUUGCUAUGACUGGUAUUGAAGGAAAAGAUAAUUGUCAAAAAAUUGUUGAUAUACUUGGUUUACGCACAUUAUUUCCAUUAUUUAUGAAACCACCGAAAGGAAAUAAACGUUCGGGAGAAACUAGAGCGGAAAAUGAAGAACGUGUUAUAUCAUGUAUUGCUUCAUUGAUAAGAAAUUGUACUGGUUCAAAUCGUCAACGUGUAUUAAAUAAAUUUACUGAAAAUGAUCAUGAAAAAGUUGAUCGUUUAAUGGAACUUCAUUUUGAUUAUUUUCAACGUGUACAAGCAGCUAAUAAUAAUAUUGAACGUGAUGAAGACGAAGAAGAAGAUGAAGAUGAAAAAUAUUUUGGACGAUUAGAUGCUGGAUUAUUUACUUUACAAUUGAUUGAUUAUAUUCUUAUUGAAAUUGCAUCAUCAACUACAAGUAUUCCAUCAAUACGACAACGUGUUUUACAAAUUCUUAAUUUAAGAAAUAGUUCACCUGAUAUGAUCAAAACAAUCGUACGCGAAUAUGCAAAUAAUUUGGGAAAUACAAAGAAACCAAAUGGCAUUGAUCAUACGUCAACAGAUGGAACAAGUAAUGGACAUAGUGACGAUUCACAUAAACAAUAUUUGUUAGAUUUAAUUGAAAAAUUCUAA